Protopolystoma xenopodis is the source of this 255-nucleotide messenger RNA. Lineage: Eukaryota; Metazoa; Platyhelminthes; Monogenea; Polystomatidea; Polystomatidae. The record is from the annotation of a GenBank genome assembly.
AUGGAGUCAACAGACGAGGAGCCAAAGUCAAAUUCAUCAAGGGAAAAUAAGCCCUGCUACCUGCUUCACUCCGACUUGUCGGCGGGACUCAGAAGUCACAUAACGGAAGAGUUGGAAGGACAGUUGAUUUACCUAUCAAUGGCGAGUCACUUUGAUCGGGGUGAUGUCAACAUGCCCGGCUUGGCUGCCUAUUUCCGGUAUCUCGCGGACGAGAAGCUUAGUGCUGCAGACCAGGUGAGAUUAGGUCAGACAUGA